GAACACCAGAAGCUACGCGAUUGGUGGACGCGAGCAGCUCCAAUUCCGUUCAGUACUUGUCCGUGAAUCCUCAGGCUCUAAGUUGGCCUGCGAUGACUAUCAGUCAACUUCCAACGUCUGACUUGGUGUACGAUACGACCUCUUCUUACACCAAAGUAUUCAUUGGACUGCAACUAGCUGGUCUCAUCGGGAAUGUCGCUACUUUGAUCAUCGCAUACUUUUCUCCCGUAUCGAGGCAGGCGACGUGGUACAACUGCAUCUUGAUCUGGUGUCUCUACAGUAUAGCGUUCUUGCUCCUCUUUUUUUCGGGCCACUAUCACGAUACAUCCCCGCCGUUUGACUUAUGCUUGAUUCAAUCGGCACUCAUACACGCAUCCUCUCCUUCUGCGACUGCCGCGACGCUAACAUUGGAACUGUGUCUCAUCCAUCGUUCUGACACAAGUUUCAAUGUCGUGGCUUAUUGUGCAGUCAACCAAAUUAUACCAGGACGUGUGACUGCUGGGCUAACUAUCGCUUUUGUUAUCCCAAUGCUCAUCAUCAACGGUAUGAUUUACGUUCGGCUGAGAAAACACUGGUCAGAUUUCAGAGCCUCACAACUUGGCCAUUAUACUUCCAUGAUCGUCCGAGCUUCAUUGUUCAGUGUUUGUGCCUUUUUGGCCCUCUGCGCUGGAUUCGGUUACUUUUUGAUAGUCUUCACUCCGGACCCGAAUGAAUCCCUCGAUCAAGCUGUACCUCAAUUAGAGCUGGCUUACAACAUCCUCAACAUUUUUCUUUCAAUGUUCCCUGUCGCUGUCAUGUUGGUUUUCGGAACGCACGAGGAUAUCCUACGACGACUGUUAUUUUGGAGAAAGCACGAAACAUAUCCAAUAUCAGAGCAUGCAGUGCCUAAGGACGGUCAUCUCAACGGAUCACAAUCAUCUGGGGAAUUGGUAGUUGCGUACAAGGAGGGUGACGGCUUGGAGAUUCAGGGUACGAUGCUUCGUAGACCACUAUCAUCUUGGGAGCCUCCAUAAAAAUUGACGCAGGUGGCCGUUAUAUACUCAUAUGGGAGUGACACUUGAGGAAGGAAUAUAGUCGGACUUGCCAGUAUGUGCAAAACUGGCUGCGCGUCGACACC
Messenger RNA from Lentinula edodes (shiitake mushroom), 1117 nucleotides. RefSeq lists its product as uncharacterized. NCBI's taxonomy places the organism in Eukaryota, Fungi, Basidiomycota, Agaricomycetes, Agaricales, Omphalotaceae. Bases 93 to 1013 code for a protein of 306 amino acids. The record is from RefSeq and is a predicted model, not a curated record. The transcript is spliced from 12 exons.